Molecule: messenger RNA, 972 nt
Organism: Triplophysa rosa
Lineage: Eukaryota; Metazoa; Chordata; Actinopteri; Cypriniformes; Nemacheilidae
Product: peptidyl-prolyl cis-trans isomerase-like
Exons: 5
Coding region: 375-704 (109 amino acids)
Biological process (GO): protein peptidyl-prolyl isomerization; protein folding
Cellular component (GO): intracellular membrane-bounded organelle
Molecular function (GO): peptidyl-prolyl cis-trans isomerase activity
Source: RefSeq, a predicted model, not a curated record
AUCCUGGAAGAGAAAGUCUAAAUCUUAGUUUUCAUCUUAUGUUUAUUCACUGUGUCAGUACAUAAUGUUCCUAAAAAUGUUUAUUGCAUUGCAUCGCCUGCUUGUAUGUGAAAACACAUAAAGAUAAAAUGCACUUUAAGCUGCUUUGGAUAUCACUGGCCCUCCCCAGGAGCAGCAUUUGAAAACAACUACAGAAAAGCGUUAAGGUUUUUUUUUUUACUUGCUUCAGAAUUCGCCACAGUCAAGUAUGUUAGAAUGUGGUUGAGCCUGAACUCGGCAGCAAAGUAGAUCUCUGGCAGGACAGCACCCUCUGAAUCUUAAGUUAUGGCAGCCGCAAGACCCAAAGUUUUCUUCGAUAUCACAGCCAACAGGUAAUGCAGCUGAGAGCUGACAUUGUCCCCAAAACAGCAGAAAACUUCAGGCAGCUGUGUACAGGACAGAAUGGCCACGGCUACAAAGGAUCCACCUUCCACCGUGUCAUCCCUGGCUUUAUGUGUCAGGGCGGCGACUUCACAAAACACAAUGGAACUGGUGGAAAGUUAAUUUACGGAAACAAGUUUGCGGAUGAGAAUUUCACCCUGAACCACACCGGUGCUGGAUGUCUGUCCAUGGCCAAUUCUGGCCCCAACACCAAUGGUUCCCAGUUCUUCGUCUGUACAGGUGAUACUCUGUGGCUGGAUGGCAAGCACGUUGUCUUUGGAUAAGUUGUGGAGGGCUACAUCUUCAUCAAAAAAAUGGAGAGCUAUGGUUCCAGAAAUGGAAAGAACAGUGUCAAGAUGGUCAUUGCUGACUGUGGCCAGCUUUAAACACCUCAACCGCUAACCUUCACGUCUAGUUAACCCUCACCUAAAUCUAACCACAACAUUCUUUACCAGGAUAUAUAACCCUCAUUGUUCAUUUGUCUUUGAUCAGUGGCCAUGUCCUAUUUUGUACACAUUUACUGUUUGUAUCGACAAAUAAAGAGAAACAAUG